AUGAACCGACCCAAACCGACCAACCCAGCUCCCUGGGCACUCAUCAGUAACGAUCCUCGGGAUAUUGAAGCAAUGCAGAGGGCCGUCGCCAAUCCUCAGGUUAUUGUGGUCUCCGACUGGACCCAGUUCAAGUCAUGGGAAUAUAUGGACGCCCAGGAAGCAUCAGGAUACGCCAUCUUCUGCGUCGACAGCCUCCUCAUCAACGGAAAGGGGAGUGUUUACUGCCCCGGUGAGGAUUUCUUGGUCAACCAUACGAGUACCUAUAUGAAGUGGGCGAUUUACCCAGGCCACGUCAACGACAAAGGAUGUCUGCCAUUCGUGAUAUCGACCGAAAACAAAUACCUCGCUGAUGGCCGACCGGAGGCGAUCCCGAUGCAUCUUCAACGGGGCUGCGUUCCGGCAACAGGCGACCAAGAGAUCAUCGAGGUGGAUCCCGCGGCGGAAUGGGUGAGCCUGAACUUCGUGGACGCGUCGACGUUCAAGACGCCAGUCUUCUCCAUCGACGGGCAUCAGAUGUGGGUGUACGAGGCGGACGGGCACUUCAUCGAGCCUCAGCUGGUGGACACCGUCAAGUUCUACGCCGGCGAACGCUACUCGGUGAUGGUCAAGUUGGACAAGAAACCACGAGACUACACGAUCCGGGUGAUGGACACCGGGUUGACUCAGAUCAUCGGCUCUUACGCCACCCUCAGAUAUAAGGGUGGUGGUCGCGACGACACUGGAGAGAUUCAGGCCGUCAUUAAUUAUGGAGGGUUGAACACCACGGCGGUUGUGACGCUCGACCGAGACCAUCUCCCACCAUAUCCCCCCAGCCCCCCGGCAGCACACUCCGACGCGUUGCACCUAUUAAACACACAUCGGUGGCACAACGCAUGGAAAUACACCAUGACGGGUGGGGGGAUGUACGCGGAAGACCGAAGCGCAUACGCUCCGCUGUUAUACCAUCCAAACUCUGCCGACGCGAUGCACGAGAGCCUAGUCAUCCGGACUAAGAAUGGCAGCUGGGUGGACUUGGUGAUUCAGGUCGGAUCGCUGCCCGAACAGCCCCAGGAGUUCCCGCACGUCAUGCACAAACACACGGGCAAGACGUGGCAAAUCGGGGCCGGCGAGGGCAUCUGGAAUUACACCUCGGUGGACGAGGCGAUCCAGGCCGAACCCACCAAGUUCAAUCUCAUGAACCCCAAUUUCAGGGACACGUUCAUCACCUCCUUCGACGGGCCGUCCUGGGUCGUACUGCGAUAUCAAGUGACCAAUCCUGGCCCGUGGCUCAUGCAUUGCCAUUUCGAAAUUCAUCUGGGCGGUGGUAUGGCAGUGGCCAUCUUGGAUGGUGUAGAUGCGUGGCCCGAAAUCCCGCCAGAAUAUGCACCCGAUCAGAAUGGGUUCUACCUUGAUGCGGAUAAAGGACUAUGA
This is a messenger RNA of Aspergillus melleus, 1410 nucleotides long. It is a transcript of the gene GIP1, whose product is annotated as Glc7p regulatory subunit. The coding region runs from base 1 to 1410 and encodes 469 amino acids. The transcript is spliced from 3 exons. The record is from RefSeq and is a predicted model, not a curated record. Gene Ontology annotation, molecular function: oxidoreductase activity; copper ion binding. Lineage: Eukaryota; Fungi; Ascomycota; Eurotiomycetes; Eurotiales; Aspergillaceae.